Molecule: messenger RNA, 678 nt
Organism: Necator americanus (New World hookworm)
Lineage: Eukaryota; Metazoa; Nematoda; Chromadorea; Rhabditida; Ancylostomatidae
Exons: 2
Coding region: 1-678 (225 amino acids)
Source: RefSeq, a predicted model, not a curated record
AUGAACGUCUUCUCAAGUGCUUCCACCCUUACCGUAAGCGGUAAAUUGAAGCGUUACCACCUCCACUACCACCGUCGUCACCACCACCAGUACCACCACCGUCACCGUCUUCCUCCACUACCACCAUCAACGUCACCAUCACCGCCACCACUAGCACCGCCACCGCCACCAUCACCACCUCCACUAUCGUCACCGUCACCACCUCUACUACCACCAUCAACGUCACCAUCAUCAUCACCACCACCACCGUCAUCACCAGCACCACCACUACCACCACUACCACCACCACCACCACCGUCACCGUCAUCACCUCUACUACCACCACCGCCACUACCAGCACCAUCACCGUCACCACCAGCACCACCACCGCCACCAUCACCACCUCCACUACCACCACCACCGUCACCACCACCACCACCACCACCGUCACCGUCAUCACCUCUACUACCACCACCGCCACUACCAGCACCAUCACCGUCACCACCAGCACCACCACCGCCACCAUCACCACCUCCACUACCACCACCACCGUCACCACCACCACCACCACCACCGUCACCGUCAUCACCUCUACUACCACCACCAACGUCACCACCACCGCCACUACCAGCACCACCGCCGCCACCGUCACCACCUCCACUACCACCACCAACGUCACCAAGAUGGUUUUUUGUUUGA